AUGCAUUCUUUGGAGGUGAUAGCGACUGGGCUUGCUGUAGCUAUCGCCUUGUGGGGGCUUCUGAAGAAGAAAUCGAUAUCUUUGCCGACACCCCCUGGUCCGAAGAAGCUCCCGAUUCUUGGAAACUUGUUGGACAUACCUACCACCUUCGAGUGGAUCACUUACGCUCGCUGGAGUAAGGAAUAUGACUCGGAUAUCCUCCACAUCCAAGCUGUAGGCGUGGACAUCAUCAUUCUCAACUCGUUCAAGGCUGCGAACGAGCUCCUGGAUAAACGGUCGGCAAUCUACUCUAGUCGGACUAGGUUUACCAUGAUCUCCGAAUUAAUGGGAUGGGGUUGGCUCAUGUCGGCGAUGCCAUACGGUGAAUCUUGGAGAGAACGCCGCCGACUGUUCCAAUCUUACUUCCACCCCGGAAAACCCACCACACACCAACCAAGACAACUCGAAUAUAUCCGUGGUAUGUUGCUCCCGCAGCUUCUAGCUGAUCCCGAGAACUAUGCGGAUUCUCUCAAACAUACCAUAGGCGGCAUGGCCCUUUCCCUAGCGUACGGAAUCAAAGUGUUACCCCGCGAGGAUCCACACAUCCGCAUCGCAGAAGAAGCUCUCGGAACGUUUACGCAGGUGACUGUGAGCGGUCGGGUACUUGUAGACCUUAUCCCACCCCUUAAGCAUAUUCCGGAAUGGAUGCCUGGCGCAGGUUUCAAAAGGCAAGCAAAAAUAUGGCACGCUUUACAAAAGAAAUUCAGAGAGCGUCCUUUCGAUGAUUGCCUGAAGGAAAUAGCGGCAGGCACCGUGCAGUCAUGCUUCACAUCCGCGUGCAUUGAGAAUGUGGACGGGAACUCGGUGGAUGCAGAACAUCAGCUAGAGGUUAUACAGGAUACAUCUGCGAUGGUCUUCGGCGGUGGAGCCGACACAACAUUGUCCGCAGUAGAGACUUUCAUCUUGGCAAUGAUCAACUUUUCAGAUAUUCAACUCAAGGCACAGGAAGAGGUGGAUCGGGUUGUCGAACGAAGCAGACUACCUAACUUUGCAGAUGAAGCGGAUAUGCCGUACCUUUCUGCUGUGGUCAAGGAGGUUUUCAGGUUCGUUUGCAUUCCCCAUCUCGCCAGUGAAGACGAUGUAUAUGAGGGAUAUCACAUCCCGAAAAACUCCAUUAUUAUUGCCAAUUCUUGGGCAAUGCUACAUGACGAUAAUGAAUAUGUCGAACCGGAGAAGUUCAACCCCAAUCGGUUCCUCGACAAAGAUGGGCAGCUCGAUCCCAAUGUUUUGGAUCCUGCCCGGAUGGUGUUUGGCUUCGGAAGAAGAAUCUGCCCUGGAAGUCACAUCGCGCAAUCCACCCUCUGGCUAGUUGCCGCAUCAAUGCUGGCAACAUUUGAUAUCACCAAAGGGCUUGAUGAAUCUGGGAAAGAGGUUGAACCUGGGCUUGAAUAUACUUCAGGCCUUAUCAUGUGA
This is a messenger RNA of Laccaria bicolor S238N-H82, 1452 nucleotides long. RefSeq lists its product as uncharacterized. Bases 1 to 1452 code for a protein of 483 amino acids. Gene Ontology annotation, molecular function: monooxygenase activity; oxidoreductase activity, acting on paired donors, with incorporation or reduction of molecular oxygen; iron ion binding. The transcript has 10 exons. NCBI's taxonomy places the organism in Eukaryota, Fungi, Basidiomycota, Agaricomycetes, Agaricales, Hydnangiaceae. The record is from RefSeq and is a predicted model, not a curated record.